UGUAGCCGGCGGUGUAGUUGAUUGUUCAGCUGCAUGAUCCUACAUGCUGCAGUUGUUGCUGAAGUUCGACGCGCUAACUGCGAACCGUCAGUGUUUGUCAUAAUUUCUACACAAUGAGCAAACAGCUGGACAAGCUGUCGUUUCUUUCGCUGCGGCGGACCUUGCAAUGUGCUUUUUUACAACCCGCGUCGCACAUGUGCUACACCGCCGGCUCCGUCGCCGCAGCGCUGGCGCGCUCGGACUCAUGCGGCCCUCGCCGGCACGCCAACGUCUCGAGUGUGGCUGGCCACUGAGAACUUAACUACGGUGUAUUACGCGCAGGUAGAGGUAGUCAGUACAACACUGGCAUCGCUCGACCACAUAGACUGACUGGGUGCUUUGCUGGAAGCAAAUGUGAUAUUAUUCCCAGCCAGGUGCCUUUCGCGGCCGGAUUCCGAAUUCCACGGAGGAUGCAUGCGCUACUUCGGCGCGCUCUAUUGUCCGGGCAGCGUUUCCGGAUGUCGUUGUCCGUGGCCCUUCUGACUACCUUUCUGCUCAGCCAUGUCCCGCUGGCGUCCUGCCAAACGGGCUCGACGGGGAUGGGGCAGUACGCGGCGCUGCCGUGGAGUCUGCUGUGGCUGAACCCCUCCUACACCGGCUUCUACGGCGGCCUCGGCAACGUCGGCCAGCUGACCCCCGACUCCGCCUACCUCUUCGGCGCCGGCGGCCAGAUCGGGGUCGGCGGCGUCCGCGGAUACAACGGCGGCGGCGGUGGCUACAACUACGGACUGGGCGCCUACAACCACGCCGGCGCAUCCUCCUUCUCCCUGGUUCUAAUUUUCACUUCGUUUUUGGUUUUGGCAUGCCUCCGCUUUUAGAUAUACCCGCUUCUCAUGUCCAUGUUCAUGCCACUGCGUUGUCGCACCUGUCAGACGAAACUGCGCAUCGGCGCUGCUCGCAAAAGUAACCUGUCUGCUGCGAUUUCUGUCCGCUGCAUUUCCGCUACAUUACAUGUCAAGCCAAUUGUACAUGCAUGUCUUGUGAUUGUAGCAAGAGCAACAUUAUUGACUUCUGA
Paramacrobiotus metropolitanus is the source of this 1054-nucleotide messenger RNA. RefSeq lists its product as uncharacterized. The record is from RefSeq and is a predicted model, not a curated record. The transcript is spliced from 3 exons. NCBI's taxonomy places the organism in Eukaryota, Metazoa, Tardigrada, Eutardigrada, Parachela, Macrobiotidae. The coding region runs from base 450 to 857 and encodes 135 amino acids.